AUGGGAGGUGACACCAGAUCGCUGGUGGCGGCGGCGGCGGCUCUGUCGCGCCAGGCGGUGCAGCUCACCGGCUUGGCUGCCGCCCGCAGUUCCUACCGCGCCUUCUGCAAGGGGCUCACUCGCACGCUGCUCACCUUGUUCAACCUGGCCUGGCAACUACGCGCCAACUUUCCCUACUUCUACGUCAUGACCUCCGUAGUGUUCAACGUCCGCCUGCAGGUACAUGUUUAA
This is a messenger RNA of Sorex fumeus (smoky shrew), 231 nucleotides long. RefSeq names its product small integral membrane protein 10-like protein 2A. The record is from RefSeq and is a predicted model, not a curated record. The coding region runs from base 1 to 231 and encodes 76 amino acids. Lineage: Eukaryota; Metazoa; Chordata; Mammalia; Eulipotyphla; Soricidae. The transcript has a single exon.